AGGUCGUUGUGAGGUGCCUUUUCCGCGAAAGUCACAACUUGCCCAGGGAGCAAAGAGGACUUUAUGGCAGAAAAUGUCUAGUCAUCGCGAACAGCCAGCACGGCCAUGACGACUCUUGACUCUUUUCUUAGAAGGUACUGCCUGACCGCCACAUCGGCGCAGCAUCGCCGUCAGUUGUGGUUGCGCCGGUCGGCUAGGCGCAACGCUGAUGAACGUGGUAGGUUGCCCUAGGAAUCAGACUGAUUGUCGCCUAUCAGCAGAGCCUUGCCUCCAUACAGGCCGCGGACUGGCUGUGGCAAGUGGCCAGACGACCUCGUUCAUUCGAUCAAGCUCACACCGCUGUUCUGGAUGGUGCACAGCAUUGGGCGCCGAAGUGUUCGGAUUGGGUAGCAGCUCACUUCUCUUUAUCAAUGGCAACGAAGUCCUUGCGAUGGAUCUGAGCUUUACCCAAGACCGACGUAGGAUUGAGGCACUCCAAGGUAGGCGCACCAUUGGGCUUCAUCGAGCUGGCCUUUACCAACAUCGUCGAGGCAGAGCCCAGCAUUGUCCGUAUGAAGCUGAGCAAGGACUUUUCUCGGGUGGGCAGUGUGCCACGUGGAAAGGGUGUAUCAACCUCUCCAGGGCUGAUGACGGUCAAGUUACUUCCGCUCGACUGGAUGGCCCCCAUUUACAUGCCGGCUGACUCUUAGACCGCGCUUGGAGAGCUUCAAUGUUUCAAGGGCACCCUUCGCCGAUCUGGGCUUGUGUCUUGCAAUCAGUUUGCACUCGCAAUUUGUGUCAGGGUCAUCAGGCGAUAUAAAGAAGAAAGUUUCUGCCGC
Messenger RNA from Microdochium trichocladiopsis, 818 nucleotides. RefSeq lists its product as uncharacterized. NCBI's taxonomy places the organism in Eukaryota, Fungi, Ascomycota, Sordariomycetes, Xylariales, Microdochiaceae. The record is from RefSeq and is a predicted model, not a curated record. The transcript has a single exon. Bases 209 to 682 code for a protein of 157 amino acids.